AUGGCCUCCUCUGACUCUCUACCUCCUCCUUCCUCUUCUUCCUCCUCUUCCUCUCUUUCUCCUUUUUCGGCUUCUGCCAUUCCCUCCCACCACAUCGCCACUCUCAUCCCUGUCAAACUCAACAGAGAUAACUAUCUUCUCUGGAAAUCCCUCUUCACUCCCAUUCUGCAGAAUGCUGACCUCUAUGACCUUAUUGAUGGUUCUGACCAAUGCCCACCCCAAUUUCUUUCUACCAUUGAAUCUAAUCCCGCUUAUCCUACAUGGGUUGCCCGAGAUCGUACCUGCAAAAUUUGGCUCCAUGCUGCCAUCUCUGAGUCUAUUCUCCCUUAUACAGUAGGUUGCUCCUCCGCCAAAUCUCUCUGGGACAACCUCGAGAAACGCUUCUCUGCCAUCACUCGCUCCCAUAUCCUUCAGCUUAAGGGUCAGCUCCAAACCCCGAAAAAGGGAUCUGACCUGAUGAUGCUCUAUCUUGAAAAAAUCAAGGCUCUUGCCGACGGUCUAGCCGCCGCCGGGGCUCCCCUUGCCGAUCUUGACCUUAUUGCUCACAUUCUUCGUGGCCUCCCACCUGAGUAUGACUCUUUUGGUACUUCGAUCAGAGUCCGCUCUGACCCCAUCGACCCUGAUGCUCUUCAUGGUCUCCUGAUUAGUGAAGAGAUUGAAAUUCUACAACGUGACACCCUAAAUCCCAUUUCUAACUCAUCUGCCCCUUUUCAGGCCUUUCAUACCUCUGUUCAUUUAAGGCCCACCUCUUCCCGCCCUUCUCCCCGCCCAAAUCCUCCCAAAUACACGUCCAACCCACCUCUCCUACCCACCCCAUCUACUCCACCCUACCUCUCUCAGCCCAAUACCUUUUCCCACUCAUCCCACAAUCGCUUCCGUCAAACCCCUAAAAUCAGAUGUCAAAUUUGCAACAAACCCAACCACACCGCCAUCGAAUGUCGCCAUCGCUCCAACUUCGCCUAUCAAGGCCGCUCCCCUCCUGCUCGCUUUACUGCCAUGACUGCUACCCACUCUCCUCCCCCCUCCAGCUCCCUCUGGUAUGCAGAUACUGGUGCAACCAACCAUGUCACUCCUGACCUUCACAAUCUCUCUCACCAACUCCCAUAUCAAGGCAAUGACAAAGUCCUCGUUGGCAGUGGUGAAGGUUUACCGAUUGCCAAUACUGGUUCCUCCACAGCCUCUGCUUCUUCUUCCUCUUUUAAAUUGAACAAUAUUUUACAUGUCCCUCGCAUUACUCAAAAUCUGUUAUCUGUGCAUCGCUUUGUUUGUGAUAACCACUGCAUACUAAUGUUCACUCCUUUUGAAUGUCUUGUGAAGGAUCUAGCCUCGGGACGCCUUCUCUAUCGUGGCCCCACUGAUGGCCAUCUAUAUCUUAUCAACCUCUCAAUUUUUCCCAAGUCUCCACCUGCUGCUCUUCUCAGUACCAAGGCUUCCUCUUCCCUGUGGCACAAGAGUCUGGGCCACCCCUCCUCCGUCACCGUUCAACACAUCAUCUCUUACUAUCGUCUUCCUCUCCACCGCUCUUCAGCUCAUCCAUCUAUUUUUCAAGACUGUCAAUUAGGCAGAAGUUCCAAGUUACCUUUUAGCACAUCUAGCACCACUACUUCCUCUCCUUUAGAAUUAAUACACACCGAUGUUUGGGGGCCUUCCCCUGUUCCCUCUGUAUCUGGAUAUCGAUUUUACAUCAUUUUCAUAGAUGAUUUCUCAAGAUUUACUUGGCUUUAUCCCCUUCACACUAAAACUAAUGUCUUUACGGUCUUUCAGCAGUUUAAGUCUCUGGUUGAAAAUCAAUUUAAUAUGAAAAUUAAGACAGUCCGAUGUGAUAACGGUGGUGAGUUCACUAGCACACACUUUCGACAAUUUCUAGCAUCUCAUGGCAUCAUUCAGCAACUUACAUGCCCUCAUACCCCUGAACAAAACGGCAUGUCUGAACGUAAACACCGACAUAUAAUUGAGCUUACUCGCACCCUAUUUGCGCAGUCUCAUCUGCCAAUCAAAUAUUGGGUUGAGAUUGCUCAGACAUCCGUAUAUCUAAUCAAUCGAUUGCCUUCACUUUCCUUGCAAAAAACAAGUCCAUUGCAGAAAUUGUUCAACUGUACUCCUGACUACCAAUUUCUCAAAGCGUAUGGCUGUGCUUGCUAUCCCUGGCUCCGUCCGUAUUCCUCUCACAAGCUCGAAUUUCGCAACAAACCCUGCAUCUUCAUUGGCUAUGGUGUCCAUCAAAAAGGCUAUCGAUGCCUUGAUCAGAGUUCUGGCCGUGUAUAUGUUUCUCGUCAUGUGGUAUUUGACGAACAUCAUUUUCCCUUCACUGAGCCACGCCCUUCCCCUGCAGCUUCCCAGGCUUCUACCCCUCCUCCCUCAUCUCCAUAUCUUCCCAUUCCUCCUCCCCAAUCUACUUCUUUAACUCCCCAACCCCCUUGCUCUGCAUCUACCCAACCUCAUUCCCCACCUCGGUCUCCAACAUCCUCAACCUCAGCCCCAAUCCCACCCUCACCUCCACCUAUUCCCGCUCCUCCGCCCCCUCCUUCCAACAUACAUCCCAUGCAAACUCGAUCCAAAUCCGGUCUCACCAAGCCAAAAACCUUUCUCACCCGUCAUCCAUUUCCGCAGGCUUACCUUACCACUUCCUCCUCUCCCAAAAUCCCUUCUACAUACAAACAGGCAGCCCAAGACCCCAAAUGGCUACAGGCCAUGCAAGAUGAAAUUGCUGCUCUUCGUAAAACAAAAACGUGGUCCCUUGUCCCUCCUAGUAAUGCUCACAACCUCGUUGGUUGUAAAUGGGUCUUCCGGAUCAAACAGCAUGCUGAUGGAUCCAUUGAGCGCUAUAAAGCUCGGCUUGUCGCCAAGGGAUUUAACCAACUUGAGGGCAUUGACUAUUCUGAAACCUUCAGCCCCGUUGCCAAGCCGACAACCAUUCGGAUCCUACUGUUCUUGGCUGUCCAGAACAAUUGGCCAAUCUCCCAACUUGAUGUGUCCAAUGCAUUUCUCCAUGGGCAUCUUCAAGAACAGGCUCCUCGUGCUUGGUAUGAGGAACUACAAGAUGCUCUUCUCUCCUUGGGCUUCAAGACAUCCACUGCCGAUACAUCUUUGUUUAUCAAAAUCGAUACCUCUGCCACUUUUCUACUUGUUUAUGUUGAUGACAUUGUCAUCACUGGCAGUGACUCCAACUACUGCACCUCUCUUAUUUCCCAACUCCAUCAACAAUUUGCAAUCAAGGAUUUGGGACCCCUCCACUACUUCUUGGGCUUAGAAGUGCACCGUGAUUUGUCAGGGCUUUUUCUUAGCCAAACAAAAUACACUGUUGAUCUCCUCAAAAAGACUGACAUGAUUGAUGCCAAACCAUCCCCAUCUCCAGCCACCAUCUCCAAAUUAGACUCCCAAACAGGUUCUCUAUUGUCUGAUCCCACCACUUACCAAUCCAUUGUAGGUGCCCUCCAAUACUUGACAUGGACUCGGCCAGACAUCACUUAUGCUGUCAACCAAGUUUGCCAAUACCUUCAUGCUCCUACUACAUUUCACCUCACAGCCGUCAAAAGAAUUCUUCGUUAUCUCAAAUCCACCCCCACUUAUGGCAUUCAUCUCAGCAAAGGUUCUUCUCAACUCACAGCUUAUUGUGAUGCCGACUGGGCAGGUUGUCCUGACAAUCGUCGCUCAACAACUGGGUUUUGCAUCUUUCUUGGCAAUAAUCUAAUAUCUUGGUCCUCCAAAAAGCAGCAAACAGUUGCUCGUUCUUCGACAGAAGCCGAAUAUAGAGCCCUAGCCACAACCACUGCUGAAGUUCUCUGGCUAUGCACACUUUUGAGAGAAUUGCACAUCUCUUUGCCCUCCCCACCAUUGCUCUUUUGUGACAAUAUUAGCGCCAUUGCUCUUGCUGCCAAUCCUAUUUUCCACGCUCGAAUGAAACACAUUGAAGUGGACUAUCACUUCAUUCGAGAUUUGGUCAUCGCCAAGGCCAUUUCCAUUCUUCAUGUUCCUUCGCACUCUCAACUAGCCGACAUCCUUACCAAAGGCCUUUCAAUUGAUCGUUUUCGCACUCUCAGCGACAAGCUCAUCACUGGGUUACCCACUAUGAGCUUGCGGGGGGAUGAUAAACAGAGUACACAAUCAUAG
This is a messenger RNA of Prunus armeniaca (apricot), 4110 nucleotides long. The record is from the annotation of a GenBank genome assembly. NCBI's taxonomy places the organism in Eukaryota, Viridiplantae, Streptophyta, Magnoliopsida, Rosales, Rosaceae.